Durusdinium trenchii is the source of this 10270-nucleotide messenger RNA. NCBI's taxonomy places the organism in Eukaryota, Dinophyceae, Suessiales, Symbiodiniaceae. The record is from the annotation of a GenBank genome assembly.
GUUUCUGAAAAGACACUUUCUACCUGCAUGGUGCACCAUGCGGCUUUCAUGGCCUCCAUCCGGAAAUGCCUUUGUUCCUCGUUGGUCUGGCGGUGGCGGCUCAGGCCUCUGGACCUCGCAACGACAGCUACCUUGCGAACCUCGCCGACACGAGGCGUGCCCUCGACAGAUCCGCUGAGACGCUGGUGAGACAGGAGAGGAAGCUUCAGGAGGUGCAGCAAUCAGAGAUCAUUCCAGAAGCGGGUUGGAGCUUUCCAUUGGGAACCCGCUUAGCCUUCACCAGUGGCUUGGAGGACUUUGUGUUUGGGAGCGGGGCAGCUGCUCUGGACACCCUGACCCUGCUUGCCGGCUUCAGGUACAGCAUGGUGUCCAUUUGGGUGACCGCGGAGUUCAAGUUCGGCUUGGACCAUGCCCUGGCGGUCCUGAAGUUGGCCUCUGCCAGCGUGAGCCGAGACACCUGCGACAGGAACACCUACGAUGUCUCAAUGGACCUGGUGCGAUCCUCCUUGCUUUCCCAGUCUGCGAUCUAUGAGCCAUCGGUCUUGGCAGAUGGAAGGUUGUUGCAACUGAUGACUCUGACAUCUGAUGCAACUGUGAUUGGCCAGCAAGUCUUGUUUCCGCACAUCUCCUUCAUGCACGGCGGUUACUACCAGCUUUGCUACAGCCCGGAUGGCACUAUGGAUGAGACUCUCAAUGCCUUAGUGCCCGUCCGCAUCCGGGUCAUUGGGGUUGCCUCAGAGUGCCUGGGAAACGGUUGCCUUGCCAGAGAGAGAUGGGAUUGCUUCGUGUCCUAUCGGGGCGAGGCUGCGAGCGUUUGCAUGGUGGACUUCAGAACGUUCGGAGGUGGCAGGCCUGGAUGGUCCGUGGAGUCGGCCACCUACAGCAAAUCCGCCUGGAGCGCCCUGUGGGGCAGCGACAGCUAUGUGGCCGGGGUCUAUCAGCCUGGAGAGAUGAGGAAUUGUUCCGACGUGGCCACUGGGGAGUACAUCUCACCGGAACUGGAGAUCUUUGAAGCCUUCAACUGGGAGCCUCAAGAUAAGGUAGGCUUCAUCACUGAUCCCACCAACGCGCUGACGAUGCCCAAGUUGAAGGCCUCCAGGGCCACUGAGAGCUACUCACUUUCGAUCUGCUACUGUCCCAACUAUGAUGGCCCUGUCGAUGGCACCGCGGAGCCCUGUGAUGAGGCAUCGGAGUAUAUUCAGCCCGUGGGUGUGGUCCAUUACUGGCUGGUGCGAGUGUGCGAUGCGGAGAACGCGGGCGGCUGUGGCGUCGUGGUGGAGCCCUUCAUGCGGAUCUUGCCGCAGCAGCCGUUCUCGCUCCGGCUCCAGUGUCCCCCCGGCGGCACGAGCUGCAGUGGAACGGGCGAGAACCGUGUGAAGUUCCUGCCAGCCUAUUGCCCCUUGUGCUCGCUGAGCGCUGUGCCGGAACCGGUGCCCUUGUGGGACCCCGGCUCGCGCUGCCGCUCCGGCGACGACGAGAGUGAGCGCUUGGUCUAUCACCCCUUCCUCUACGACGAAUUUGGCGUCUUGAUCGACCCGGGUUUGUACCGUUGGGGGGGUGAUCGCCAAGACUACAAGUUCUGGGAAACUCCGAGCCUGGUCGGCAAACUCCCCAUGAGCGAUCGAUUGAUGGUGUGCUACUGUGACACUGAAUGUUGGAACUUCUACAACUUCUUCGAGGUUGGCGAGAUCCACCUGGCGGACUCCGCAGGGGUUGCCAGGUGGUCUAAAGCUCACGAAGACUUUCAGCUGAUCCAACCGAUCGAGCUGGUGGAAUAUCCCACCAAGGCCGGUGGCAUCACGCUCUUUGCUGGGAUUCGCUCCAACCUUUCGGAAGGCAUGCACCCCUAUGACAGCAUUCCGUGGCGGCGAAAAUCGAUCAUGAAGAUCCUGUCCUUGGACAACGCAGCGGAGCACCUGUCGAGCGAUGGAUCUCGAGUGACCUUGGAAGAACACCUGAACCUCCACCGCGAGCUCACGCCCGCGGGGCGACGUGGCCUCGACUUGGCGUGCGCCCACAACACCACGAGCCUCAACACGGUGAAUGGUCCGGACUCUAUCGAGGGCGCCAAGCAGUUUAUGGCUUUUGUGCCCACCGUUCCCGCGCAGUAUCUGCCCUUUACAGGCAGCGAGAACGAUCAGACCUUCCUCUUUCUAGAAGCGGGAACGUAUGCCGUGUGCUACUGCUCCUUUCUGGGUUCGGAUGAUGUGUGCGAAGCAGAAACUGGCUACAUUUGGGCUGCGACCAUCAUGGUGAAGGGCACGAAGAGGGACCAAAACGUGAUUUUGCCCACGAACUUCGUGGUGCGCAUCGACUUGGAGGGCUGGGGCUUCACCCCACAGGACUCAAUCAGGCUGAUCACCACCACGCAGACCUGCUAUGAGAACGCCUACAGCCCCAAGGGCGUUCUGAGCGGCUUUCGUUUGGGUUGUCCGGGGCUGGACGGGACCAGCUGUCGGCUGCCGGUGGUCGAGGAAGACAUCAAGGUGUAUCUCAUCUCUUCAGAAAGGACUGGGUUGUUGAUCGAGAGCAUCACCAUCCAGGAGACGAAGUCCAUCUUACAUUUCACUGGGGAUGUAACAGCGGAAGUCUUGGACGGGGAUCAGAUCACCCUGGAUGAGUCGACGAUCCUCCUGGACGGCCGUGGGCAGUUGUCAUGGACGGAUCACGAGAGGCAUAUUAUCUCCCAACUCUCCGGGUUCUAUGCCUUCGCCGAUGAGCCGCAAACCACGCGGAUGCUGUGGAACCGCGUCUCCCACGUGCCGGGGCAGCCGAAGCAGUUGAGCAUCCCUCUGGGCUGGCGUGAGGGUGAGAGGCCCGACGUCACGUUCCUGAACGGCCAAGGGGCAUGGCAUCGGCGGAACCGCCUGGAGACCGAGGAGGAGAUUUGGGCCGACCAGGCCGCACAGCUGAAGAUCUGUUGGGGCGCUUUGGAUGGACCAACGCAGGAGUACUACGGUGAGGCCGGGCAGUUGACCUUCACCACGCCCGAACUGAUGGCCGACGCGGGGCUCUACUUCACCAGCUUGGUGGGCGGCUCCGUGGCGCCCGUGAUCUUAUCCUGGACGCCCACGGAAGGUAAGCUUGACUACCGGCGGGACACGGCCAUCGUCUUGCGGAUCCUCUUUCAGGAGAUCCCACGGAAUCUGGAGCCCUUGACUGCCCAGGGCCUCGACAUGAGCCGGAACGAGUCCAUUAGCUCGGAGAUGAUGAGCCAGGCUGCCUGUGGCCGCUUAUUCCUGGAGAUGUGGACGAAUGAUGUGGGCGGCUUUCCGCUGCCCAAGGGCUGCUACUACGGGCAGCUGUACACCGAUGUCUCUGAGAACGGGCAGGAGAGGCCCUCGUAUCGCGAGUUCUUCAUCGAGUUCAAGCCGAGUCACCCCAUGAAGGACCAAUGCACUGGAGCAGAUGGGCGAAAGCAAAGCUGCGUCUUUCAGCUGGUCAUCAACAUGAGAGUGGAAGAAGACGAAUUUCAGCUCGAACGGGAAAUCGUGAGCCUUUACACGUUUUGCGCUGGACGCUCAGGCUACAGCACGAUUUGUGGGCCGAGGUAUAGCAUCAUCGAGUAUGGCGCGGUGAUCCCCCAGAGACGCAUCAAGGCGCCUCAAGCCAACCGCACCGAGCUCGCCCGCGUCGAGCUCUACCACGCAUCCACCGCGCUACAAGCAGGUCCACUCGGGCUCGGAGAAAGCGACGAGGCCUUGCAGCUGGAGGCCUCGGGGAGUUCCACACUGGGCUUGAGGGUCUUCGUCCGCGAUGGCGCCUAUCCCAUCCAACGGUCUGGACGGCUGCAGAUCAUCUUCCAGCCCUUGACGGUGUGGAGGCUGGCGGAAGGCCAGGGGCAAGGGUGCAACGCCACGUGCAUUGCUGCACCAGAGCUCACCUGUGUGGACGUCCGGGGGCUGAAUGAAGCGCAAUGUCAGCUGAAGGCGGUGGUCGAUACGAAACAGGUGAGAGAUGUUUUCAUGCAGCAGAACUUGUUGGAGAUAGAGUAUCCCAAUUUGAUGGAUGAAAUCCCGGACGAUCGCAUGGAUGAGGCUCAUAUGAUCGAGCUCAGGAGUUUGCGACUCCCCAAGGAGGGCUUCUUUCCCAUGUGCACCAUCGCGCAGUACCUGGAGCCGCCAGAUAUGCAGCCCUCGAUGCUUUUUGUGACGCCCUGCUUCAAGAAAGCGCCCUCCAGCGGAGCGACCACGGGCCAAAUCCUGGUGGACGGGCAAGCGGGCAAUGGCCCCAAGCCCUUCGCCUUCGAGGUGGGCAAUGAGAUCAUCGUGCGUCUCACCUUGGGGGCCACCUUGAGGAAUGUGCCACCUCCGGAUGAGGAGAACAUCACGGAGUGGACGGAGGAGGAACGAAAUCUCCAGCCAGCACAGAUCCAAGUCCUCUUGCCCAGUGGCUAUUUGUGCAGUGUGGUGGGCAAUGGCACCGCUGACCCGGAGGGCGUGAAGAGCUUUUUCCAGCAAGAUCUGAACGAUGAUGGCUGGAAGGACAAUCCGAUGAGCACCCUCUUUAGUGGGGAAUGGUCGUCGGAGGGCUCCAUGUGCAAGUACGCCUUGGAAGGCACUGCCGCGCUCUUCGCGAAUCAGUUCGCGGAUGUUCGCAUCUCCGUGCAGAACCCGCUGCGGCCGUUGCUGAAGGACGAUCCGUCCAACGUUUGGAGGAUCCAACUGGUGGCUUCCAACGGUGAGACUUUGGGAGGCCCAGCUCAGUUCUUGUCACUGGAGGAGGAGAAGGCGCUGCCUGGAUGGGUCGGCAACUUAGCGGUCUUGGGCACCUUGGAGGGUGAGGUGAUCCAACCCAGCAACUUCUCAGAGAACGGGGACAAUAUCCUCAACGUCUUCUUCAAGAUGACUCGGAACAUGCCGAUCUAUUCCCAGAUCUUGGUGGAUUCACCGAGUUCCUUCGACUUUACGGAGCUCUGUAUGGUGCAGGACUUGGAGGCUGAAUACUACCAGGAUUGGGAGGCGCUCCCUUGGGCCACCGAGAUCGUGGGCCCAAGGUCGACGACCAGCACCUUAGGCCACGAGGUCAACUGCUCCGUGGAUGAUUGGCAGCGGCCAGCCGACAUUCCAACGGCCGUCGCUCCCUUCACUCGUGCCAUUCUGCAGAUUGGGCGCACGCUCAUCCAAGGAAAGUACUACGCCUUUCAGAUCUACAUCAAGAAUGCUCCAGCCUUCAACCUCACCCAACACGAUGGCUGGCGCUUGUGGCUGCAAAGCCCUGAUGGAUAUAUGGUGGACGGCUCCAAGUACGCAGUUCAAUUCAAUGCAGCACGAGUUGACAGCUUACCCGUUUUGCCUCAUGAUCGGGGUUGGGCCGUCUACCCCAGCGGGAUGAAGCUACCAGUGAACUUCAGCUUUGGUGCGGAGCGAAUCCUGCCAACUGCAGCCUUUGACAUGAGCGCCUUCCUGACCGUCUACCCCUUGGAGCCCACCAGCGAUGGGCUCAUCAACAGCCUGCGGCUGAUUGCACCCCUCGGCUAUGUGUGGAUCCCCUUCGCGCAAGACGGUUGGCUUGGCUACGUGCCCAACGUCACCUGCCGGUACUGCCAGUUGGUGGUGACGCCCCAGGUGAAGUUCCAAAACGAGUUGAUCUUACCGGACCUCGUGAUGCGUGUGGGCCACUCCUUCGGUUUUCGCGUGCGGCUAUGGGUGCCACUACGGCCCCCGACGCGCUCGACGAACGCCUUCUUCUUGGAGAUGGGCUUCGAUCCUGGUCCAGAUCCCAGUGUGCCCUUAGAUCGCAUGCAGGCGGCAGCGAUCCCCGCAGCACCGAUCCGUGUGGUGCACGAUGUCUUCAUCUUUUCGCGCUGCAACCUCGCCGGCUUUGCAGAGAACAUCAUGGAGAUCACCCUGCGCAUCGCUUCCCCCUUGAAGGUCUACGAUGGAUUCCUCUUCGAAGGCUCGGAAGCGACCCGUGGUUUUCUGCUGCGCUGCUGGCCGGAAGUCCUCUCCAACAUGUUGGGCAUCACACCGCAGGAAGGCGCCUGCUUGGUCUUUCAGCAUCCGGUCAACUUGCUGCCCAUGGUGAAGCUUUGGCUGAUCAGUGGCGAGAUGCCCAGCGGCUACUAUGGCUUCCGCUUCAGGGAAGUCACGCUGCCACGCUGGCCGACGAAGGGCUUGGUCUAUUGGCGUCUGGGAACCUUCAGUGAUUUGCACCUGUAUCCCCAGCACAAGAUCUUGGACUACUCCGUGGACACACCCAGCCCACAGAUCUUGUCAUUCCUACCCGAGGCGGGCAUCCUGCGGCCGGGCUACUACGAAGCCCCAGGCUUUGGGCGCGACGAUGCGCCGCUGCGGUGGAACAUCCUCUCCUUCUACUUUCGUGUCGGAGAUCCGCCCGUCUUCCCCGUGAGCACCGAGACGGUGGUUUUGGCCUUGCGCGGUCCUCGAGGCUUUGUUUUUGAAGAGGAUUGCUUUGGGGAGCUCCAUGCCUUUAUGGAGCCACUUCCAGGAGAGACCGCCACCAGGUUCCCCUGCGGAACACUUCCCUUGGCCUCCUGGUGCCCUCGACAUUUGCUCAGCUGGCCGCGGCUUUUGGCACCCGUCCGCUGCUUGGGUGUGGGCCGCACCGCUCGCAUUGAGGUGCCCAACAGCGCCUUCGUAGCGGAGUCCUUGGCCAUCGAAGCACCCAGCUUCGCCGUGGACGGCUUCUAUGGCUUUGAGAUUCAGGUGCGCAACCCGGAGGAGCAGCCGGAAUCCAACUUAUGGGCCUUGGACUUUGGGUAUGAGGCCUCGAAGCCCUUCCUGUCGAUCCGCAUCCAGAGCUUUGAAGCGGAGUCGACCACCUUGCAAUUGGCUUGCACGGUGGCCUCGGUGUUCUGGUGGCCACAGACGCAGCUGUAUCUGCCCUUCCGCAUCGAUUUCCGGCCCCAGACGACGAUCCCAGCCCCUCGCAUGUUGGAGACGCGGCGCUUGCAGAGCGGCAGCGACCCGCUGCUCCCCGAGGCGGAGGAUGGUAGCUUGGUGAUCUUGUGCCCGGAGAACUUCGAUUUCCCGAAGGGCGACUUCGACGUCUGUGUGAACUCGCUGCUGGAGCGGAAAGACCGAGAAGCCUGGGAUCAGGAGGCCUUCUUUUCGCAGAGCGACGUGGUGUGCCGUGUGGGAGAUUUGAAUGGCUUACCUGAAACGGAGGGUGGCAAACCCGAGGGACGAACCAUGGUCUUCUUGUUGACGAACCGGAAGGCGAUCUUGCAAGGCCAGGAUUACACGGUCGAGGGCCGCGUGCGCAACCCCUUGGAACCGACCUCGCCGAGCGCACCGCUCUGGCGCCUCGAGUCCUUUCAACGCUUCAUUGCGACCGGACAGCGGGUACGGCUGGAUUCCUUCCUCCUGCAGGGCCCCGAGGUGACACCCCCCGCCGCGGAGUUCUCCGUCUCCAACCGUGCUGGAGAGUACUAUGGCGGUGUGACGGUGCAUGAAGUCGAGGUCUACAUGGUCUUCCCUGUUGGUGUGGUCACCGGCCAAUCCGUCGUGAUUACCGCGCCUCCGGGUGUGGAGCUUCAAGGGAAUGGGACUGCGAACAGCUCUUCUCAGAAGUGCUUGGACUUCAGGUGGCUGGGCACCUAUCGCCCCCUACGGGUGGAUGCUGAAGCUCUUUGCCACUGCGACCGUUCCAGCUCCGAGGUUGCUUGCUCCUUGCUGAUGAAUGUGUCGCACGUCCCAGUGGAUGGAAAGCCAGUGCUGGAAGAGGGCGAUCCCUUAAGCUUUCGGGUCUCGGUGGUGAAUCCGCGAAUUCCCCGCGCAGCGAUCAGGAACUUCUGGAAGAUGACCCAUUGGUCCGCCGCGCCGGACCGGAGGCCCUUGUCCUCCGCCUUCGCCGAAAGCUGGCCGAUCUAUGGAGAACUGGCGAACUUCACGGUUUGGAUCGCAGGCCACAGGCAACGUGCCAACUCUGAAAGCGAUUUACAGGUGACCUUUACUCCAAGUGUUUGGGGCAAUACCUUGGAGAUCAUCAUCCAUGAGCCGUUGGGUUUUGACUUCUCUCGUGUCAGGCCCGCGGCGCCCUACAUCAAGGAGAUCAGCAGUCAGGGCUCCCGAGUGGUCCUGGUGAAUGGUGACUUCCGGCCGGGUGUCUUGCAGGAGAUCUUUCUGGGUGAAGUGGGUCUAGGUCAAGGAGGCCCCACUCGGAUCAGUGCUCGCCUCUUCAGCGACUUCCGCAUGCAGACCGAAGUCGCCAGGCGGGAGAACAUGCUCAAUGGCUUCGUGCAGCCGGGCAGUGUGACGAUCACCUCGCAGGAGCUCCUGAGCCAAGCUGUGGUGCAGCACUAUGAAGGCGGCAUCUACGACUCUGUCCUACCAUUGCUGCCCUGCUUCGCGCAGCAGCUGUCGCGGAUGGAGUUCUUCUUCCGCCUCUCGCGCUAUGCCACGGCGGGAAAUCUCUUGGUGCUCCGGAACCUGGGUCAAGGCGGGCACAACCACGAGUUCUACUUGGAGGACGGCUUUGAGCCAAUGGUCGAACUAUGCCAUGGCCAAGAUGGAGGUCGGAACGCCAGCUCGACCUCCUGGCAGUGCAGUGACCGGGUGGUGCGCGUGAACUACACGGGGAAGGUCUACACGCGGAACAACUUCGACAUCGUCAACGGCUUCACAGCCACGCUGCUCCGCAUGUCCCCUGACCUUGUCACACAGCCCGAGGCCGUCAGCGAGAUUGCUUAUUUGACCGAUGGACGCGCCUCCCUAGCGCUGGAAGCCAACCGAAACUAUCGGAUUCGGAUGUGGCUCUUACCCACGCUCAUGCAGACACAGUGGUACAUCGCCACGCAGGAAAGCAGCGGUUCCCUGACCAAUACCAACGACGGCGAGAUCAGCGCACCCACCGCGGUCCCGCAGAUGUCGUUGUCCGUCAGCCGCGUGGUGAGCCGAAGCCCACCGAAUGCAGCGAUUUACCUCACAGUCACCGUGAAAGCUGGCGCUGGCCAGUUGCCCUUCUCAAGGCUUUUGCUACUGUUGCCCUACAACUUCAUCCCGGUGGGCAGCCAAGUCCCGAGCACUGGUCGUGCAGUUCUUGAGCUAGAUGUGACCUCCACGAACCCUUUGGAAGAGGAGAUGUCCUACCAGCUGCGAAUGCUGACACCGAGCCGCAGCAAUCUGGAUCCACGCUGGUUCGUGCUGUCAAGGAGUUUGCAAGUCGAUGAAGUCACGGGAGAAGUCUCUGACCAGAUCGUUGGUUGGAGCUUCUACGAGGGUUUCGGCGUGGAACCUUGCCCUGUGACCGCCAGAUAUGGAGCAAUUCCAAGCUACACUGGCUGGUUGGCUUUGACCUUCAAGGUCCCCGAUGCGGCGAAGGGCCGCUUUGCUCUCUUCACGGCGCCGCAAAACUUUCAGAUCCGCUGCCCAGCCAUCAAUCAGGCCAAGCUGCCUUGCGAGCCUUUCCAGCUGGACGAUGGCAUGCCAAACAACAUCCUCAUUCUGCCGGUGGCGCGCACGUUGAACCUCACCUUGGUCUCCAGCACUGCAGAGGGGCAGGACCUGGUCUACGCAGCGAUGCUGAUCAUUGUGACCCCCGAACUUUUGCUGAGCCUUCACCCCUGGCAGCUUAGAGUCUUGGAUCAGGCCUUUACGGUCAUUGACUCCUCCUUGGAGAUCCCCUCUGCUCCCAUGUCUGCCGAGUUGCAGGCCGACAAUCCCACACUACGGUAUCUCACAGCACCUCAGAGGGGUGAAGCAGCGACGGUCGCCAUCCAGGUGAUUUUGAAUCGUCGCAUCCGGACUUUGAGGAUGCUGGUCUUUUUGAUGCCGGAGGGCUACCGCCACGACAUUCAGCAUGCGAAUCAGCUGGCAAAUAUCAACAAGAACUUCCCGGUCGCCAUCGAGCGCGAGUGGCGAGACUCCUCAAACUUGCGCCGGGUCCGCGUGAUCAUCCAGCCGACCACCGUGUCGUCGGGCACCUUCGAAUGGCAGUUCCCGGUGAUCGUGGCCCCAAGCCGACCCAUCAACACCGAGUGGUACGUGUUCUUUUGCAGCGACUACAGCUGCACUGAGAUGAGUGACCCCUCGGUCUUUGUGGUGUUCCCGGUGCCCGACUUCCAAGAGAAGCGCCCGGCCAAGUCCUUUGGGAGCUUGAUGGUGGCCGGCGCGGGCAGGCGUCUCACUGCCGGCUGCUUUGGAUGGCUGUAUCUUGGAUGGCUCUGCUAUCUUGCAGCUUCAUGAAGGUCGGUCCGAGAAAGACGGAGCGUCUUCAGGCCCCCCUGAUCGGAGGAACGUCCGGGCUCUCACACGUCAGAUGCCCAGUAGCUAGGUGCAGAGGGUAUUCUGCAGCAGACUAAGGCACU